This is a messenger RNA of Mercurialis annua (annual mercury), 1442 nucleotides long. Its product is annotated as thiol protease aleurain-like. Gene Ontology annotation, cellular component: lysosome. The record is from RefSeq and is a predicted model, not a curated record. NCBI's taxonomy places the organism in Eukaryota, Viridiplantae, Streptophyta, Magnoliopsida, Malpighiales, Euphorbiaceae. The transcript has 8 exons. Gene Ontology annotation, biological process: immune response. Bases 93 to 1172 code for a protein of 359 amino acids. Gene Ontology annotation, molecular function: cysteine-type endopeptidase activity.
UAAAUCCCAACCAACAAACAAAACAAAACAAAACAGUAGUUCUAGCUUAGCUAUAACUCUUGGACUUACAGUUAGUGGAGCAGACCAGAGACAUGGCUAGCACCAGUAAUCGCGUUUCAUUGGUCUCUUUAGCCUUGUUCCUGCUGUUUUGCAUCACAGCAGGAUCCACUUUCGAUGAAUCUAACCCUAUCCGGUCCGUCUCCGACCGUCUUCGUGAGAUUGAAACCUCUGUGGUCAGAGUCGUUGGUUACAGUCGCCGCGCCCUCUCGUUCGCUCGUUUUGCUCACAGGCAUGGGAAGGUGUAUGAGAGUGAGGAGGAGAUGAAGCUGAGGUUUGCGAUAUUCUCGGAGAGUUUGGAUUUGAUUAGAUCUACUAAUAAGAAGGGUCUUACUUAUACUCUUGGUGUUAAUGAAUUUGCUGAUUUGACAUGGCAAGAGUUUCAAAAGCAGAAAUUAGGAGCUGCUCAGAACUGUUCUGCUACUUCUAAGGGCAAUCACAAGCUUACCGGAGGCGUUCUUCCCGAAUAUAAAGAUUGGAGGGAAGCAGGCAUAGUCAGCCCUGUUAAGAAUCAAGGCCAUUGCGGUUCUUGCUGGACUUUCAGCACCACGGGAUCCCUUGAGGCAGCCUAUCACCAGGCUUUUGGAAAGGAAAUCAGUUUGUCGGAGCAGCAACUUGUGGAUUGUGCUGGAGCUUUUAAUAACUUUGGCUGCAAGGGUGGAUUGCCAUCACAAGCAUUUGAGUAUAUCAAAUAUAAUGGGGGUCUUGAAACUGAGGCGGCAUAUCCAUACAUUGGAAACGAUAGUACUUGCAAAUUCUCAAAAGAGAAUGUUGGAGUCCAAGUGCUCAGUUCUGUCAACAUUACAGAGGGAGCUGAAGAUGAAUUGAAGGACGCGGUUGGACUUGUUCGUCCUGUGAGCAUUGCUUUUGAGGUAGUGAAACCGUUCCGUCUUUACAAGAGUGGAGUUUUCACCAGCACCACUUGUGGCAAUACUCCUCAGGAUGUGAACCAUGCUGUUGUUGCAGUUGGUUAUGGAGUAGAAAAUGGUAUCCCAUAUUGGCUCAUUAAGAACUCCUGGGGUGCAGAUUGGGGUGACCAUGGUUACUUUAAGAUGGAGUUGGGUAAAAACAUGUGCGGUAUUGCAACUUGUGCAUCAUACCCGGUUGUUGCAUAAUCGAGAUGUGGAGAAGUUUGAACUCGUAGACCGGUUGUGGUGUAAGACUUUAGUUUCAAUCCAGCAUGAAGUUAGAAGUGUAUCCAAAGGGAAAGGCUAUGGUAUAAUGAUUAUUAUGAUGGUUCAGGUUAUAGAAUAAAGGGCUUCAUAAUCUAUUGUACAAAAGAAAAGAUAGAAAGAACUCCUGUAAAUUCAGCAUUUGAUUCUUGAUUUGAAUGGUGGAUUAUGAAAAUUUUACAUAAAUGCAUAAUAUGAAACUGGUGUUCUGCA